CAAAAAUAAGCAUUUUAAACAGGAAAAAUGCCAAAUUUUUCAAAAUUGACACAAUUGAGGGGCUUCCAGCUAUAUCUCUUGAAGGGAUCGUUGCACCGCUCGUACUCUUCAUCGCCAGCCAAUGCACAAUUUCGCGAAAUAAUCUCUGAGCAAAUUAAGUCGAUCAAAGAGGCUGGCACAUAUAAAUCGGAACGUGUUAUCACUUCAUCCCAGAGCACUCAAAUUACUGUGGAGGGCAGUAACAAAAACAUUUUGAACUUUUGUGCCAAUAACUAUUUGGGUUUAGCUAACAACCCCGAAGUUAUUAAAUAUUCCAAUGAAAUUCUCUCGAAAUAUGGUGCCGGUCUGAGUUCGGUGCGUUUUAUUUGCGGAACCCAGGACAUUCACAAGAAUUUGGAAAAGAAAAUUGCCCAAUUUCAUGGACGCGAAGAUACAAUUCUUUAUGCCUCAUGCUUUGAUGCCAAUGCUGGUCUUUUUGAGGCAAUUCUAACUCCUGAAGACGCUGUAUUUUCGGAUGAACUUAAUCAUGCUUCCAUUAUCGAUGGUAUUCGUUUGUGUAAGGCCCAGAAGAGUCGCUACAAGCAUCGUGACUUGAAUGAUUUGGAAAAUCAAUUGAAAUCAUCGACUGCUCGCCUUAAGCUGAUUGUUACCGAUGGUGUCUUCUCUAUGGAUGGUAAUAUUGCACCGCUCAAAGAAAUUGUUGCCUUGGCCAAGAAAUACAACGCCUUAACAUUCAUCGAUGAAUGUCAUGCUACCGGUUUCUUGGGUAAAACUGGACGCGGUACUGAAGAAUAUUGUGAAGUUAUGGGCAGCGUUGAUAUUAUCAAUUCUACUUUGGGUAAAGCUUUGGGUGGUGCUGCCGGUGGCUAUACCACAGGUCCCAAAGAACUUAUCACAUUCUUGAGACAAAAAUCUCGUCCAUACCUAUUCUCCAAUACAUUACCACCAGCUGUUGUUGCCACAGGUACCAAAGUUUUGGAUAUGCUCUUGAAGUCAAGUGAAUUGACGGAAAAGGUACAAACUAACACCAAACAUUUCCGUGAUGCCAUGACAAAGGCCGGUUUUACAAUUGCCGGUGAAAAUCAUCCCAUUUGUCCCGUUAUGUUGGGCGAUGCACGUUUGGCCUCAAUUUUCGCCGAUGAAAUGUUGAAACGUGGCAUUUAUGUUAUUGGUUUCAGCUACCCUGUAGUACCCAAGGGUAAAGCCCGCAUUCGUGUCCAAAUUUCUGCUGCACAUACCAAAGAUGAUAUUGAUCAUGCCAUUGCUGCCUUCACUGAAGUUGGAAAAUCACUGAAAGUAAUUCAGUAA
Musca vetustissima is the source of this 1308-nucleotide messenger RNA. It is a transcript of the gene Gcat, whose product is annotated as 2-amino-3-ketobutyrate coenzyme A ligase, mitochondrial. The transcript is spliced from 5 exons. Gene Ontology annotation, molecular function: glycine C-acetyltransferase activity; pyridoxal phosphate binding. Lineage: Eukaryota; Metazoa; Arthropoda; Insecta; Diptera; Muscidae. The record is from RefSeq and is a predicted model, not a curated record. Gene Ontology annotation, biological process: biosynthetic process; L-threonine catabolic process. The coding region runs from base 28 to 1308 and encodes 426 amino acids.